AUGAACAAGUUCAUUUGGGUCAUGCUGCUGCUUUUGAUCACUGUGGCUCUUGCUGAUCAUGAUCAUGAUUUUCAUCAUGAACAUGAUAAAGGUGGUCCAUGUGGCAAGUUUAGCACACAAAGAAUGUUGACACAUAAGCUGCGUCACUGUGAAAAAGCAGCACGUGACGAGUGUGCUCCUGUUUCUGCUCAGUGCUGCAAAGAGGUAGCAGAGGUAAGCAUCCCUUGCAUGCAUGCUAUCUUCUCUUCUGAUGCCUUCAAGAAAGUUGGCGUUAAUCCCAAAGUUGCAAUCACCAUUCUCGCGCGUUGUCAUCAUGUCAAGGUCAACCCUUGA
This is a messenger RNA of Gastrolobium bilobum, 333 nucleotides long. RefSeq lists its product as uncharacterized. Gene Ontology annotation, molecular function: fatty acid binding. NCBI's taxonomy places the organism in Eukaryota, Viridiplantae, Streptophyta, Magnoliopsida, Fabales, Fabaceae. The record is from RefSeq and is a predicted model, not a curated record. The transcript has a single exon. Gene Ontology annotation, biological process: systemic acquired resistance. Bases 1 to 333 code for a protein of 110 amino acids.